This is a messenger RNA of Staurois parvus, 597 nucleotides long. Lineage: Eukaryota; Metazoa; Chordata; Amphibia; Anura; Ranidae. The record is from the annotation of a GenBank genome assembly.
GAGUGUGUACAAGUUUUACAACAAACUGGAGCAGAUCAGAGCAAAAAAGACAAAUGUGGUCGGACACCCUUGCAUUAUGCAUCUGUUAAUUGCCACUUCCACUGUAUUGAGGUUUUGGUAAACUCUGGUGCAAACGUGAAUGAAGCAGAUGUUUGGGGUCGGACAUCUUUGCACUAUGCUGCUGCUUCAAAUAUUGACCGCAAGAGAAGAAUAAUUCUGGGAAGAGGACAUGAAGAUACAGAAGAAGCUGAUUUAUCCUCUCCUGUAAAAGAAAAAGAAGCAGCCAAGUGCUUGCAAUAUCUGCUGGAGAGCAAAGCCGACCCAUCAAUUUGUGACAAAGCGGGCUACAGUGCCAUCCAUUAUGCUGCUGCCUAUGGUCACAGAGAAGGCUUGGAAUAUCUGCUAAAAAGGACUGAAGAUAUCACUGAUGUUGCAAAUCCUCCAACUACGAAAAGCCCUUUACACUUGGCGGCAUACAAUGGACAUCAUCAAGCCUUAGAAAUACUGCUUAACACUUAUGCCGAUGUUGAUAAUAAAGAUGAAAAAGGACGAACACCACUGGAUCUUGCUUCUUUUAAAGGGCACACAGAGUGUGUU